AUAAACCACUCAACGGACGGCGCAGAGGACAAAGAAAAAGGGAUCAAGCCACCCUCCAAAACGGUAUCGUUUGGACCAUCACUGCACCGUUCGCCCUAUACCUAGCGGACCAAACUCUCCGGCGAAGCUCAGCGCGGGUUCGAUCGGAGGAAGCGAAGAUGUUGGGGAUUGUGAGUCGGAAGGUUUUGGGGCAGUCGUUGGGGAGGAUUAGGCCUGCGGUGUCGGCAUUGAGGAACUACUCGUCUGCGGAAAAACAGAUGACAGUGAGGGAUGCUCUAAACUCUGCACUUGAUGAGGAAAUGUCCGCAGAUCCUAAAGUCUUUUUGAUGGGUGAAGAGGUUGGGGAAUACCAAGGUGCAUACAAGAUUUCUAAAGGGCUUUUGGAGAAAUACGGCCCUGAGAGGGUUCUGGAUACCCCAAUCACAGAGGCUGGGUUUACUGGGAUUGGAGUUGGUGCUGCUUACUAUGGUCUUAAGCCUGUUGUAGAGUUCAUGACAUUUAAUUUCUCUAUGCAGGCAAUUGACCACAUCAUUAAUUCUGCCGCAAAAUCAAACUACAUGUCCGCUGGUCAGAUAUCCGUACCUAUUGUUUUUAGAGGACCAAAUGGUGCUGCGGCUGGAGUUGGUGCCCAGCACUCCCAGUGUUAUGCAGCCUGGUAUGGCUCCUGCCCUGGGUUGAAAGUGCUGUCCCCAUAUUCAUCUGAGGAUGCCCGUGGAUUGCUAAAAGCUGCUAUAAGAGACCCUGAUCCUGUUAUUUUCCUUGAAAAUGAGUUGCUGUAUGGUGAAUCUUUCCCUGUCUCAGCAGAAGUUCUUGAUUCCAGUUUUUGCCUCCCAAUAGGGAAAGCCAAGAUUGAGAGAGAAGGAAGGGAUGUGACUAUCACAGCUUUCUCAAAAAUGGUGGGCUUUGCACUCAAGGCUGCUGAUAUUCUUGCAAAGGAUGGAAUCAGUGCUGAGAUUAUAAAUCUGCGUUCAAUUAGGCCCCUGGACACACCCACGAUCAAUGCCUCAGUCAGGAAAACUAACAGACUUGUAACCGUUGAAGAAGGGUUCCCUCAGCAUGGUGUUGGGGCUGAGAUCUGCAUGGCUGUUGUUGAGGAGAGCUUUGGUUAUCUUGAUGCACCAGUGGAAAGGAUCGCUGGGGCUGAUGUUCCCAUGCCUUAUGCUGCUAAUCUCGAGAGAAUGGCUGUCCCACAGAUUGAAGAUAUCGUCCGAGCUGCAAAGAGAGCAUGCUACAGAUCCACUGCAAUGGCUGCAACUGCUUGACAUCUUCCAAUAUUAGUUCAGAUACAAACUCUAGGGAAACAAUGGGGCUAUAUAAAAUUUUUCCCUUUCUCAUCAGGUAGGAAGGAAAUGGUUGUUAAAUAACUUCGAGAAACACUGGACAGAGGCGGGAAUUUUAGGACUCUUGUUUUGGUUUUUGUUAAUACAGCAACCAACAUGAAUCCUCUUUGGGCAGCUGUAAAUCUCAACUUCCUCUUUUGGGUCUUCUGGAAAGGCCCCCCCACCCCACCUUGCUACUGUUGAUUUGUUUGUCUUCCAAUAAAGUUUUGUUCAAUUUGAUGAACAACUCAUUCAAAUGAUGAAAUGGUUAUUUUUUCUCCCUUUAUUUCACGAAAAAUGCUCUUUGAAUUUGGCUUUUUGGAAGCCGAGAAGGUGGUUUUUAAAA
This is a messenger RNA of Vitis riparia (riverbank grape), 1665 nucleotides long. Its product is annotated as pyruvate dehydrogenase E1 component subunit beta-1, mitochondrial. Gene Ontology annotation, molecular function: pyruvate dehydrogenase (acetyl-transferring) activity. The transcript has 16 exons. The coding region runs from base 159 to 1262 and encodes 367 amino acids. The record is from RefSeq and is a predicted model, not a curated record. NCBI's taxonomy places the organism in Eukaryota, Viridiplantae, Streptophyta, Magnoliopsida, Vitales, Vitaceae. Gene Ontology annotation, biological process: pyruvate decarboxylation to acetyl-CoA.